UUUUAACUAUCCUUGUUCAUCUAUUUAUUUGCGUUAUAAACAUCCGGUAUGGCAGAGGAGAGAAAAGCAUGUGUGUCUCCUGUCACAGGUUUCCUUCAAAACAUUGAUUUAGUUAGACGACAAUUAAGAGAUGACAGCACUCACCGGAAAGACAAUGAAACCUUUGAUGCUGAAAAACUUUGGAGUGAAAUGGAGAAGAUAUUCAAAGUUAUCUCCCAUGAAGCUACAAAAAUUUCUCUGGCUUUCUGUGGAAGUCCAGCGCCAUCAGAUAAGGAAUGCAGUUCUCUGUUCAGUCAAGCAGAAAAGGCCAUUCUAGCCCUUGUCUCCCUUUUUUACACCCUGCCAGCAUCCCAAGGGUUGAGAUUAAUCAAGUCAACAAAAGAUACAGUGUUAUCUCUUCUGGAUAGUAUGAGGGAGCUGAUUUCUAACAUUCAAGAGGGAUGUGCAGGAAAUCAACAACAGCUACAAUCUACUGGGACUGUCUGGCAGGAUGCCAACCUGUUUGCCAGUAUGCCAAAAAAUGAUAAAGAUGCCGUAGUGAGGGAACUGAAAACUUGCUCUCAGCUCAUUAAAGAUGCCUUGGAGGAGAUCGAAGAGGCCAUUGAGGGGGAUGGUAUCCAGGACGAUUUGUGUGACCUUGACGAGGAGGGGGGUGAGGAAGGGGGAGCUCAGUGGACAGAAUCAGACAAAGCUCUGACCAAACCUUGUGUGGGCCUCAUCAAAACCACAAAAUCUCUCAUCAAGAAAGCCACAGACUGUGUCCAAUCAAAUGGCCUGACUCAGCGGCCAAUGGAAAUCCAGGAACUGGACAAACUGGCGGAGCUGUCGGAGAGGCUGAGUCCCUCUGUAGAUGACCUGAUUAUGGACCUCUACCCUCCUGUCGACCUGCGCAAGGUCCAAGAAAAAGGAAAAACGUUAUUUGAGAUCCAUCAGACAGUCUUGGGAUUUUUGAGAUCCAGUCACAUGACAGGAGAGGAUGAUCAGAAGUGGCUGGAGUUUUUGUUGAAAGCAAACCAGCAUAACUAUGACAAUAUACUGAAAGUAACCUAAAGAUGCAUGGAGCUUGUAUAUUUAACAUUUCAACAUGUACAUUAAGUUGCUUUUAUUACCAAAAUAAAAUUAAAUUUAAAUAGUAAUUAAAAAAUUGGUAUAUAAAACCUUUUUUUUUUUUUAUAAAUAACAGAAUUUUUUUAAAAAAUCAUAUUGGUAUAAAAAAAAAUAGAUUUUAUAAUGACACUGAAAGAUUGGACAGUAGACAUGGCCUAAAUAAAUCCUCUCCAUGUAAGCGAU
Magallana angulata is the source of this 1290-nucleotide messenger RNA. Its product is annotated as cyclin-D1-binding protein 1 homolog. Gene Ontology annotation, cellular component: nucleus. The record is from RefSeq and is a predicted model, not a curated record. Gene Ontology annotation, biological process: regulation of cell cycle. The transcript has 10 exons. NCBI's taxonomy places the organism in Eukaryota, Metazoa, Mollusca, Bivalvia, Ostreida, Ostreidae. Bases 49 to 1050 code for a protein of 333 amino acids.